Trichosporon asahii var. asahii CBS 2479 is the source of this 1662-nucleotide messenger RNA. Its product is annotated as pol II transcription elongation factor. The transcript has 2 exons. Lineage: Eukaryota; Fungi; Basidiomycota; Tremellomycetes; Trichosporonales; Trichosporonaceae. The coding region runs from base 1 to 1662 and encodes 553 amino acids. The record is from RefSeq and is a predicted model, not a curated record. Gene Ontology annotation, cellular component: cytoplasm; elongator holoenzyme complex; nucleus. Gene Ontology annotation, biological process: tRNA wobble base 5-methoxycarbonylmethyl-2-thiouridinylation. Gene Ontology annotation, molecular function: acyltransferase activity, transferring groups other than amino-acyl groups; iron-sulfur cluster binding.
AUGAUCGCGCAGAAUUCGCAAGCCGAGCUGCACCUCCUCGCGGUGUCUGCGAUUGUCCGCGAGCUGAUUGAGACGCAUGAGGCGGCUUCAUCGUCGACCGACCCGGUCAAGGCUCCCGACCUCUUCUCGCUGCGCAACAAGUACUCCCGCAAGUACAAGCUGAGUGCGACCCCGCGUCUGACGGAUGUGCUCGCCGCGGUGCCGGAUGAGUGGAAGGACAGGCUGAGGGGAUGGCUCCGCGCCAAGCCUGUGCGAACAGCGAGUGGUGUCGCCGUCGUAGCGGUCAUGUGCAAGCCGCACCGCUGCCCGCACGUCGCCAUGACGGGCAACAUCUGCGUGUACUGCCCCGGUGGUCCCGACUCGGACUUUGAGUACUCAACCCAGUCGUACACUGGCUACGAGCCGACAUCCAUGCGCGCGAUUCGUGGACGGUACGACCCGUACGACCAGGCGCGGGGGCGCGUGGACCAGCUCCGCUCGCUGGGCCACUCGGUCGACAAGGUCGAGAUUAUCAUCAUGGGCGGAACAUUCAUGAGCAUGCCCGAGGAUUACCGACACCGGUUUAUUGCGGGGCUGCACAAUGCGCUCUCGGGGGCGACGGCGGAGGAUGUGGAUGAGGCAGUCCGCUUCUCGGAGCAGGGACGUACGAAGUGCGUCGGUAUCACGAUCGAGACGCGCCCCGACUACUGCCUCAAGCCGCACCUUUCCCAGAUGCUGCGGUACGGGUGCACGCGACUCGAGAUUGGUGUGCAGAGCGUGUACGAGGACGUUGCACGCGACACGAACCGUGGUCACACUGUGCGUGCCGUCAGCGAGUCGUUCCACAUGUCCAAGGACGCUGGGUACAAGAUUGUCGCGCACAUGAUGCCCGACCUCCCCAACUGCGGCGUUGAGAGGGACAUCUGGCAGUUCCAGGAGUUCUUCGAGAAUCCCGCCUUCCGCUCCGAUGGCCUCAAGCUGUACCCCACUCUCGUCAUCCGUGGCACUGGUCUGUACGAGCUCUGGCGCACCGGCAAGUACAAGAACUACCCGCCGAACCAGCUUGUCGACAUCGUCGCUCGUAUCAUGGCCCUCGUCCCGCCCUGGACGCGUGUUUACCGAGUGCAGCGUGACAUCCCCAUGCCCCUCGUCUCCUCCGGAGUUGAAAACGGCAACCUGCGUGAGCUGGCGCUGGCUCGUAUGCGCGACUUUGGCGCCGAGUGCCGCGACGUGCGAUACCGCGAGGUGGGUCUGCACGAGAUCCACAACCGCAUCCGGCCGCAGGACCUCGAGCUGCUCCGGCGCGACUACACGGCGAACGGAGGCUGGGAGACGUUCCUCUCGUACGAGGACCCGGAGCAGGACAUUCUCGUCGGCCUGCUGCGCCUCCGCAAGUGCUCCGAGGAGGGCACGUUCCGCAAGGAGCUUGUCGGCAUGCCUGGCGGGUGCUCGCUCGUGCGCGAGCUCCAUGUCUACGGCACGGCGGCACCCGUGCAUAGCCGCGAUCCCAAGAAGUUCCAGCACCAGGGUAUCGGCACACUGCUGAUGGAGGAGGCGGAGAGGAUUGCGCGCGACGAGCACGGAAGCACGCGCAUUGCUGUCAUCUCGGGCGUCGGCACGAGGGACUACUACAGGAGGUUUGGAUACUGGCUCGACGGACCGUACAUGGUCAAGGAUUUGUAA